GUGUUAGUGAAGAGAGAGCAUCGCUUGGUCAGUGGAACGUACCUCCUUCAGGAGGGGGAACAGGGCAGAAAAUCCCCCCUCCCCCCAAAAAGCAAGUGGAAAGAAUGCCAGAGAAGGCUGGGCAGCAAAGGUUGAAUUAAGCCCUGGGCAAAAUCAUUUUAAAAAAAGAAGCACAAACACCAUUAGAGCCACUGAAGAUCAAUUUUGUUAAAGGAUGGAUUCAGAGAUUUCUCCACGGAGCUGCUAUCAGUGACACAUCCUAGUAUACAGACUGGCAGUUGCUCAGAGAAAUGAUUAGAAGCCAUCGUUCCAAGAACAAAGGAAGUUGCCUUUAAAUCAAGAAAGGUGAGUGGUAACAUUUUCCAAGGUCUCUGAACAUCAAAGUGGAGGAGCAGGAAGACAAAAGAGGAAAUUGCACGCACAUGCUCACACGGACAAAGCUGUGGUGUGCAGUGUUUUUUUUUCCUCCUCCCCAAGCCAAGGAAAGAGACAGAGAGGGAUGGUUGCAAGAUGAGCAUCGGAGUCUCAAGUUGACAAAGAUUUGCAUGAGAAAAGAACAAGAGGCGCUUCCUGGGCUGCUUCUUGUCUUUGAAGACUUGCCACAGUCAACGGCACUGCAAUGGCUCGGUUUAAAGCUUCAACACAAUUCACAAGGAAAAUAUUUGGACUGCAACUUUUGGACAGUUUUCCUGCUUUGAAGUAGUUUGUCAUGCUUUACCAGUGUGAACUCUGUUGACCCACAUCCCCCCCGCACUUCCCCGUUACUUCAGGAUUUUUUUGCCCCCUGAAUCAAAUAGCAAUUUGUGACACUUUGAAAUCUUGGAGCUGCAGUGGUUCUUUAGCAGCUCUGGCUUCAUCUCAAAUGCAAGCAAAGCGGGAAAGCUGUAGGGGAGACCUCCCUUUGCUGUAAAUGAAGCCUGGCGACCGUUUCCUGAAAUAGCAUUUUCAACCGCUCCCCUUUUCAAAGGCCAUGGAUCCUGAACAAAGCAAGAGGAGCACAAAGAAGGGGGAUGAGGUUCCAAGGAAAAGGCUCGUGAAAGGAGAAGCUUUUCAAAGCAGUGUCUCCUUAGUAACUUCAUAUCCGAGCAGCUCUGCUCCACUGCCAGGCUCUCCCCUCCAAGAUGUGGCACCCCAGCAAUGUUUUUCAAGGAAGGAAGCUCAGGAGAAGGCAGGACAAACGCAACCCAAGCAUUCCUCUUUUGAGCAUCCGUCCCAUGUUGCCCAGCUUCAGCAGCACUCAUUGUCAUCAGCAUACAGGACUCCCCGGAAGCAAGAGCACAUUCUUGAAGGGCCCACAUGGCAGCUAGUUGAUCCAGCAAGAUCAGUUCCCUCGGGCUCAUUUCCUUCCUCUGGGCUCCCUUCCAGCCAUGGUCAGAUCUUACCAUCCUGCUCAUCUGUUCCUACUGAAGAAGACAAGCCCCCUGUCCAAAAGGUCUACAUCCCUCGUACUUUGCAGGUUUCUUUGAAACCAUCUGAAGAAGGACAUAAGAAGGAAAAGAAGCCACAGAAGCCAGGCAAAUACAUUUGCCAGUACUGUAGCCGGCCUUGUGCCAAACCAAGCGUUCUCCAGAAACACAUCCGAUCCCACACAGGUGAGAGACCCUAUCCAUGUGUUCCCUGUGGCUUUUCUUUCAAAACCAAAAGCAAUUUGUACAAGCACCGAAAAUCUCACGCUCAUCGCAUCAAAGCUGGGUUAUCUUCGGGGACUGCUACUGAGUUGUACCCUUCUAGCUUGGAGAUGGAGAAGAUGGGUGGAGAGGAAUUUGAAGAGCCUACAGAAGGAGAAAGCACAGAUUCUGAAGAGGAGACCAGGAGCACUCCAGGCCAUUUGUUGGAAUUGUCAACCAGGCAAAAGCAAACUAUGUUGUAUGGGGCAGGAAGUCAAGGUUCAAGCCAAGAAAGCUGUUCUUUCUCCCAUUCUAGCAUGUCUCAAUCCCUUGAUGACAGCAGUGCUUUUGUGGAGCCAUCUUCAGACCUUGCCCAAAGUCAUAAAUCAGAAGAAACACACACUAUUAAACAAAAGCUUGCACUCCGGCUAAGUGAGCGGAAGAAGGUUAUUGAGGAACAAGCUUUCCUUAGUCCUGGCAGUAAAGGAAGCACUGAAUCAGGCUACUUCUCAAGAUCAGAGAGUGCAGAGCAGCAAAUCAGUCCACCAAAUACCAAUGCAAAAUCAUAUGCAGAAAUUAUUUUUGGCAAAUGUGGGAGGAUAGGCCAACGGACUGCUAUGUUAGCCACGACCACCACCCAAGAAUUUCCCCCAGUAUUGUCUGAAGAAAAGCUGAGCGCUGUUCCUUUGUCUGUGCCUCGGACACAGGUUAUUGAACAUAUCACCAAGCUGAUCACUAUCAAUGAAGCAGUUGUUGAUACUAGUGAAAUUGAUAGCGUUAAGCCAAGAAGGAGUUCUUUGUCUAGACGGAGCAGUAUUGAAUCUCCAAAGCCUGGCUCAUACAGAGAAUCAUUUCAGCUAGACAUCAAACCUGGUUCCAGUGGCCAACCAGAUCCAUCGAAGUCGUUGACAUCCCAUGUUGAAAAAAUGAAGCCUGAACCAUCAUUGUUAUCGUUCCAGCAAUCCCACAGUGCCACAGAGACAGUGCCUCUUCUAAGAAGCCACUCUAUGCCUUCAGCUGUAUGCACUAUGAGUUCUCCUCACUCCUUUAGAGGUAGCUAUUCUUUUGAUGAUCACAUUGCUGAAUCGGAGGUUUUAAGCCGCAGUCAGAUGUCUUCCCAUCCCCGGAUGCUAAAACGGCAGCCAGCUAUUGAGCUACCACUGGGAAUGGAGUACAGCUCAGAAGAGGUUAGCGCAGCAGGCAAAGAAAGCAUUUCCAGACCUCCAGAAGAACAAGAGACCAAGGAGAGUGAGUUGACCAAAAAGUCAAGAAAGGGAAUCAAAACAAAAGGAUUUAUGUACGAGUGCAACAUUUGUGGUGCUCGGUAUAAGAAAAGGGAUAAUUAUGAAGCCCACAAGAAGUACUAUUGUUCAGAACUCCAGAUCUCCAAACCUCAUUCUUCCAGUUCACAUACUUUGUCAGAAAUGGAGAAAGGUUUGAUGGAAUCUGAUCCUGGGCCACAAGUGAUGCAUUAUAAGCUGGGAACUAGUUUAGAACUCACUCCACUGAGGAAGAGGCGAAAAGAAAAAAGUCUUGGUGAUGAUGAAGAUCCACCAGCUUUUGAGUUGACUGAAACAUCCUCUUCUAGAAGCGGGCCAGCCACUCAGUUUAUUGGGUUGAAAUCUAGUGAUGUGGCCUUGAACCUCAGUUCCAAGUCUGUGAAGCCAACAGUGGAUCCCAGUCAAUCCAUACCCCUUUCUGAUGUUAGUAUAAGUUUUCACCCUAGAACUGCAAAUCCACCAUUUACUACGGAAGGCAAAGAGAGGAGAACAACCUCAAAGGAGAUCUCUGUCAUCCAACAUACAAGUUCUUUUGAGAAGUCUGAUUCCAUAGAACAGCAGAGUGGCUUAGAAGGAGAAGAAAAGCUGCUUUUACCUUAUGUCUCCCAACCAGAAGUCCAGCUUGGCCGACCAACUCACUCCCUUCAACCAAAGCUUGUGCGCCAACCUAAUAUUCAAGUCCCUGAGAUUCUGGUCACUGAAGAGCCUGACCGGCCAGAAAUGGAGCCUGAACCUCCACCAAAAGAGCCAGAAAAGAUGGAGAAAUUUCAGUGGCCACAGAGAAGCCAGUCUCUUUCCCAACUUCCCGCAGAGAAACUGCCACCUAAAAAGAAGAGGCUGAGGCUAGCAGAAAUGGCCCAGUCUUCUGGAGAAUCCAGUUUUGAGUCAAUCAGAAGCCCAAGUCAGGAAAGCAGCAUCUCCCACACUUCUAGUCACUCAGCUUCUUUUGAGCGAGAGGAAGCCGUUUCUCAGUCCUCUGAAUCCCAUGGUAAACCUCUUGGCCUUGGCUCCCACAUGUUAACAGUACCAAGUCCCCAUCUCCACCACCAUCACCAUCAUUCCCGAGAAAUGAGGAGGUCUGCUUCUGAACAGACACCCAAUGUCUCACAUUCCUCUCCAAUGUCGGAGAUCCGCAGCAAAUCAUUUGACUAUGGGAGCUUGUCUUCAUCUCCUUCUACAUCCCAAACUCCAACAACAUCAGCUCCACAGGAGAGGAGAAAGUGCUUUUUGGUCCGGCAGGCAUCUCUCACCAGGCAUCCAGAGCAUGAACCAGACUCUGCCUCCAAAGGAGCAGCUGAGACAGAGGAAUCAGCGCAGACUUCAAGUAAAUCUCCUGCUGUAAGCUUAUCGUACCAGCAGCUGCCUUCCUCCUCUUCCUCCUCUUCUUUUUCUUCUCACAGAGGGUACCCAACUGACAAGGAUCAGCCAAAAGACUGUCCCGAGUCCUCAUGUACAUAUCCCUAUACUGAAGCUCUGCAGGUGGUCCAUCAGCCUGUCCCUCAUUUAACACUUCAUGAAAAACAGUAUAUGGGCCCACAGAUCUCUCUUUUACCGUUCCAGCAUCUUUUGCCGCCACUGGAACAGUCAGUUGAGCUUUUCUCCACUCAGGCCAUGGCAGACAUCUUCUCCACUCAGUAUUCCAUCCCUCAGGUUCCUCAUUCCAUAUUUCAAAGUGCAGCACUUCCUCUUCAAGAAGCUUUGCUGCAUCCAGGCCAGUUGCACAUUGCCCCUCCACUGCUGUCACACCCAGCUAAUAUUGUACUCAGGCAAAGCCCAUCCAUCAUGCCCUUACAUUGCCCAGGAUCCUCACCACUCCCUUCUGCAUUGUUUCUGCCUUUUCAGUCCCAGCUUGCUCUCCAGUUGCCAAGUGACAUUGGUGCCCAUUUGCCCCAGCUCAAAACCAGCCUCUCUCCUGAAAUAGGAAGUCGUACCUUCUCCCCAUCUAUAGAUUAUAGCUCUGAGAGCCAACUGCAUAUUUUAACUCGGCCAAGCAGCCCCUCUGCAUCUAUCUCCAUUUCUCAGUUGGUGGUGCCUGCCUGUUCAGAGCCUGUGGUAUCUCUUGUUGUCCCAGUUCGCAUUCAGGCUAACAUGCCAUCCUAUGGAAGUGCAAUGUACACAACUCUUUCCCAAAUCCUAGUCACUCAGUCCCACUGUAGCGCCUCUUCAAUCAUACUGCCAAAAUUUGAGGACUAUCAGACCAAGGGCACUUUGGUCUGCACUGCUAAUGUUCACAGCGUUGGUCUUGAUUUGGCACAAAUGAUCACAGAUGAGCAGAAGACCCUGUUCCACCAUCCAUACCUGCGGCUGCCAUUAUCUCUGUCAGAAAGGAAAGGUUACUUUCCCCUGGGCUCCACACCUGAAAGCAUCUUGGAUCUUGAAGGGAGCCCAUCAAAUGCUGGAGGAAGCAAGCGGAUGCUUUCUCCAGCUGGGAGUUUGGAGCUCACCAUGGAAACCCAGCAGCAAAAACGGGUGAAGGAAGAAGAGUUCUCUGAGGCAGAAGAAAAGCUGGAAAUAGUGAUGAUGUCCAGUGCAAUAGAGGAAGGGAAAAAGCAUGAUCAAACGGCAGCCAAGGCAGAAACACUCCCUAAUAUAUUGUCUAAACAGUCAGAAUCCCUGAAAGGCCAGGCUGCUUUAAACCUGGUCUUGCCACAGUCUGAGGCCUCUAGCCUUGAAGGUCAAAAGGAAUGUAAGCAGCCAGCAGGAAAGAAGCUUGAAAGCAAGCAUGCUCCUGAGAUAGUGAAGAAGGAAGAUUUGAAAGAAUCAGCGGAACCCUCGGUGGCAAGCCCUCUGAGCUCAGCAUGUCCCUCAGAGGCUGCUCAAAGCUCCGAGAAGUCUCAGGACAGUACAGACGUUAAGAAGGUACUUCUGUUCCCCAGUCUCCACACAACUACUAAUGUCAGUUGGUGCUAUUUAAAUUACACAAAACCAAAUCACAUUCAGCAAGUUGACCACAGGUCCUCGGUGUAUGCCAGCUGGUGCAUUAGUCUGUAUAAUCCCAACCUCCCUGGUAUAUCUACUAAAGCCGCCCUGUCACUCCUACGCUCCAAGCAAAAGGUGAGCAAAGAAACCUACACCAUGGCAACUGCUCCACGUCCAGAGGCAGGGAGGCUUGUACCCUCAAGUUCCAGGAAUCCCAAAAUGUCUGAGGUUCAUCUGCCUUCACUCCUUCCCAGUGAAGGUCGAAAAGAUGUAAUGCAAACCAAUAAGGAAGGGGAUAAAAGAGGAAAAACUGAAGAUGACAUUCCUGUAGCCAAGCGAGGAGAACCAACCAGGAUCAAGAUCUUUGAAGGAGGGUACAAAUCAAACGAAGAGUAUGUGUAUGUGCGAGGCCGUGGACGAGGGAAGUAUGUAUGUGAGGAGUGUGGAAUUCGCUGCAAGAAACCCAGCAUGCUGAAGAAACACAUUCGCACGCACACAGACGUCAGGCCCUAUGUCUGCAAGUACUGUAACUUUGCUUUUAAAACCAAAGGGAAUCUGACUAAACAUAUGAAGUCAAAAGCCCACAGCAAAAAAUGUCAGGAGAUGGGUGUGUUGGCGUCUUCACUGGGGGAGCUGGAACCAGAGGAAGGAACUACUGAAGAUCUCUUCCAAGAUUCAGAAGGACAGGAGGGAUCUGAGUUACCUGGACACCAGUUUUCAGACUUGGAAGAGUCUGAUGAUGAUGAUGACAAUGAAGAAGAAGAGGAUGAGGAGGAAGAAGAAGAGGAGGAGGAAGAGGAAAACCAAGAGGAGUCACUUGGAAAGCCUUCUGAAAUGAAGAACGCUUCUCUUCCAGGGCACUCUCCAAAAAGUUCUCUCUCUUCCCAGGAGAAAGGCACCAGGACAACCUUGUCCAUAGUGGAAGACGUUCCCUCUGGCAGUGAGAGUGCUGUUCGGUGUCACCAGAUGGCCUCCUUAGAGCCCGAAAUGAAAUGGUCAGCUGACAGCAGUGAAGUUGCUGUCUGCCACAGCUUGUUAAGACUUCAUCGACCAGCUCUGUCCUCUAGUGCACUCUCAACUUCAGCUGAGAAGGAAUCUGUUAGAAGACCACAGAUGCUCUUAGCAAUGGAUUUGUCAAUCUCCAAAGAUAUCACUCCUAGAAGGAAGUGUUCCCCAAGCAAGGACUCUGGGGCUAGCAGUGGUGGAAACAACCGGUCAUCGUUGGCUCGAAAGCAUCUGUUAACCAAAAAUGAAACUUCACCAAAAAGAUUGUCAUAUACUGGAGAAACACCCUCCAGUCACCAGACUCUGAGGAGAGAGUCAUUGGUCCUCUGUAAUUCAUCACCAAGACUUGAGAUCUCACCAAGCAGGUACCUUUCUUCAAAAAGAGAGCUCUCGUCACCAUUAUACCUUCCGCCAGCAAGAGGGGUUUCUCCGGUGAGAUGUGUCUCUCCAAACAGGGAAAUGUCAUCAUCUAGAUACUUAUCUCUGAAGAAAAUGCUGUCUCAGAGCUAUUCAGAGCCACCUUCACAGUAUCCAUCCCCAGGAAGAGAGGAUUUACCUUCUCAUAGCCAAGUGACAGCAGAUGAAAAAAUGCAAAGUUUAUGUAAAACUCAGCAUGGAAUAUCAUCUUCAGUGCCUCUACCUCACAGGUCCCUUGAUAAAAAUAAGGAGCUGCAUGAAGACCCUAAACUGAAGACAGAAUCCAGGAGCCCAACAAUUUCACCAGGCAUCAUUCAACAUCUCUAUUUCAGACCUUUGCAGUCGCUCCAUGAAGUACCCAUUCAUGCUCCAAAUCGAGUGGAAGACUAUAUUUUUAGUCAUCUCCCCUUGCACUCCCAGCAGUUACCCAGGAGCCCUUGCCCUAUGAUCCCAAUUGGGGGCAUACAAAUGGUCCAGGCAAGGCCCAGCAGCCAUCCCAGCUUGGGGCAUGGAUCAGUGAUGUCACUGCAGGCCAGCUACUUCGAACAUGGUGGAAGCACUUCUGAAUUCAGCCAGAUGAAAGCAAGGGGCAAAGAAACUCCAGACAGACACGAACCUCCUUCUUCAUCAGCAACCUCACCACUUCAAAGCAACAUCUGCAUGGAAGAGAAAACAAGGACUAGUGAGCGUCAGCAAAUAAAGUCCAAGGAGGGAUACAGGGUAAAAAAGUGUAGUUCAGAGCAGGACAGCUGUACAGCCACCGAGAUUAGUUCUUGCCCAAAGGGGGAGUGUUCUCCAAAGCCUUUGGCUCAUGGAGAUGGACCCUUCACCAAGGAGGGGAAGAAAUACGGUGGCGGCUUAUGCACUACUUUCAAAUCCACCUGCACUUUUAUUUCAAGCGUCCCCACACAGUCACUGGACAGGAGCAGCAGCACGGGCUGCUUGUUGGAGCACUCAUCUGGCCAACCCACCCAGCAGCUCUCCACCAGGAGAAGGAACCUGUCAGGAGAGCCAGCCCCGCAAGCAGGGGCAUAUAGGAGAAGAAGUCCAUCCUUGGAACAUGCUGUGGGCUUUGGCCUAGCUCAAAGGCGAGUGGAGAACAGUACAGGAAAUACUUAAGCCCUUGCUCUGUCUUGUCAGCGACUUCUCAGAUGUUACAACAGACCUUGAUCAGUGCUGUUGGCUUCAGAAUAAUCACUGCUGAAGGAAGGUCUCUCUGGUGUAGAAAAGUCAUCCUCCCUCCCUCCCUCCCUUCAUUUUACUUUCACAUUUACUUGUGCCUUUGUCAAUGCCCUUUUCUGCUUUGGUUGCUUGACAUACACACACAUACAAAACUGAAGCUACAAAUGUUUUACAGUCAUGAAAAGGAGUUAAUCAGAUCAUGUCCCUCCAUCACCAUUGCAGUGUCUGUUCCAAUGGGCUCCGAUAAAUGCAGACAGGAAAGAGUCAAGAAUCUUUUCCAGAGGAUGCACUGAAAACGUCUAGGAAAAUUGACACCUCUUCAGAGAUACUGAUUAGAAAAAAAGAAAUCUGCUCCCCUGUACAGAAAGUUAUAAUUCCCCACCCCUAUUUAUUACUUGCUUUAUUUAAUAUGUGGUGAAGUGCUUGUUAUUUUAUAAUGGUUCUUUUUUAUUAUUUGCAUUAUUCUGAUUGCCUGUAAAUGUGCUUUAAGGACAGCUGUGACUGUUCUGAUUUGGGGGGAAAAAAAGUGUUUACCCUUGAAUUGUUGAAGAAAUUAGCACUUACUUUGGGGAGGUCUUGAUGGCAAUGAAAGAUCACUCCCUCCCUCCCCUAAAAAGGGGGGAAUUGGAGAUCUCAGCAUGUACCUCCCUAAAUACAACCCACAAAAGCACUUUUUAAAAAGGGACACACAGACAUAUGAAGGGUUAUCCCCUUGAAGAAAAAAAUAAAUCGGAAGGAAAUGGAAAUAUAUUGAAUGUAAAAAAAUAUGUUCUGAGAAUGGUGUAGAUCUGUUCUUUCUGGCAGCCAUUCUUGCUUUAAUGCUGACAUUCCAUGUCGCUGCUGCUUAAAUCCAUGUGCACACAACCCUAAAGGGUGCUUUUUACCAGCCAUGAAAGUUGGCUGGUAAACGUUGGCUGAGACUUAGUUGAGAAUCUUGUUGUUGUUUUUUCCUGCUCCUGGGAUUUUGCAGUUAGAAAGCGAGCUCUGAAAUAUGAGAUACAUAACUUCAGAUUUGGAAAUAUGUCCCUACAUUUUAAAAAUGUAUCCCAAAUUUCUUAUACCAAAAAAAAAAUAAAAAAAUCCAGAUCUCACCCGAUUCCACUUUUGGAAACUAGUGCAGGGAACAAAAGAGAUCAUUGGUUUCUUACUUGCAAGAGAUUCCUUUGGAGCUAUCUUCUGCACAGUCCACAUGUGAGUGAGCAAGCUCUAAGAGACCCAUCAUGGGUGUUGAACCAGGACUUUAGUGUGGUGCAAGCCAUUAGCAAGGGUCUUCCCACCAAUCCAAGCUAAGCACAUGUUUGUGCUUGCAUCUGCCCCAGUCAUAUUUAUAUUAAUGAUUUCAUGAUAUGUUCGUCUCAAUUAGAUCACCUCCCUCUGAAAGAUGGGGUUGCUCAACUUCCCAAACUUGAUGCCCUCCAAACAGGUUGGAUUUCAACCUCUAUAGUCUCAAACCAGCAUGGUCAUGCUGGAUGGGAGACUAUAAGAACUGAAAACAGCACUACUUUUAAGACCUCAUAUGUGGGAAAAUAUUCAGACUCAAUGAAGAAAGCAGGAAUAUUUAAGCCUUUUAGUUUGGUUUUUGCAUAGUUUAUCCUUCCCUCUCCCAACUAUUUGAAUAAAUGCAACCAUUUGAUCAUGUAGAGGGCCAGGUUUCACAUCUAGGUGAUGCAGUGGUGAACAUUUAGCCACUAUUUUAUUUUUCUUUUAGAGUACAGUUUUAAGACGUGCCCACCCAACUGCUAACCAGUUGGUGCCACAUACACAGAAAUCAUGCCAGAAUCAUGCAACUCUGCCUUGUUCAUACCAUUUUAAAAGUGCAACUGUUAAAAAGAAGUGUUUACUCUGAUAAGAGAGAGUGCUCAGCAUUUAUUUGAAGAGUCUGUAUGGAGUCUGUACAAAUGCUUUUCCAAAUGAAGCCAGCCCCCUCCCCCCACCCCCACAACAGAUCCACAAAUAUUUAUCCAGUGGACCAGUCCUGAGCUGUCUUAAGAUGUUCUGAAUUUACUCUGUGCAUGCUCUCUCACUUCCCCCAAAACAGGAAAAAGGGGGGAAAGAAAAAUCCUGAAUGAGUUUAUUUUACUAAGCUGGCUUGAUAAAGCCAUAGACUGUUGGGUUUUGCAUAAGUGAAGAACACAGAAUGGGUUAAAUAAUCUUCUGAGAUGUAUCAUUUUAUGUAUUGUAUUGAGGAAUUUAAGAAAACAGGAUGUCGGGCCUUUUUGUUUGGCGGUCUUGUGUGCAUUUAGUCAAGGUAACAUUGACAUUGUGAAAGCAACCAAACCAACCCUGGAAUUGCAGAGUUCACUGGAAAACUCCAUGAGCGGUCUUCGACAUUUUUCCUUUGUUUACUUCUGCUUCCGAUACCUCUUUCAGGGCUGAGGUCCAGCAUGACGGUGCUGUUGUGUUUGCACUGGAAUCCAGCAUCUAUAGCAAGACCUUGGAGGAGGUCUGAUUCAAUUUUCUCCUGUGGCAGAUCAUGGGGUACAAACAUCUACUACUGGAUUAAAUAGAAUAGAUUGCACCAACAGAAAUCAGCACUACCUUGUAUUGACUUCAGAGGACUCCCCCCCUCCACCCGUCCAGCACUGAAGGAGCAAUCCUUGGAUCAUCAUCUCUGUGGCAAUUGCUGGACACCAGUAUUUCAUCUCCACUGAGGCUUUGAAUUCCUGGGUGGUUUCUUUUCCUUCCUCUUUCCCAGCCAGCUUUCCAUGCAGCUCUUUAUGGACCAAAUGGUUUUCAGUAUUGAAACUGUACAUGAGCCAUGAUUGGACACUCUCAUGUCUUUUAUCCAUUCAUGCUUUAACUGUGCCUGGUUUCAUUUGGGGGCUAGAUCAAAUGCAACAUAAUGCUCAGGGUUUUCUGUUUUCCCAGAUUUUGCCUGUUUUCCUUUAACUACUCCUCAUUUAGAUGCAAUGGAAGUCACAUUUCUUUUCCAUUGCAUGGAUUCAAUGAUUUGUGGUGGAAUCUAUGUUCCCAGAGCUAAUACUAAUAAUUAGGAUAUGUUUACUUUUUGUUUUGAUACCGUUCUGUCUUCCUUCAGUGCUCUGCAGAUGGAAGUAAAUUUUUGUCCACUGUAAGGUGGCUUGGUGUUAUCACUGCAUAUGUCAGAAUGUUGCCUGUAAGGGUACUUUAUUUUGGGGAGGGGGACCCUGAGAUCUCUUAUCGGGACCACAAUGCUCCUAGUAUAGGCUGAAUGGCAGAAGACCCAACAUACUAUGCAAUGCAUUGUAACUUUUUGUGAUAUCUCCUCACAUUUUAGAGGGCUCUACUUGAAUUCCUCCUUUUCAUUUCCUGAUUGAGAUCUAAUGUUUGCCUAGAUCCUGGAUAUUUGUACCAGCACACCUGCCAGCAGCCACUCUUUGCCCUUAGCAUGGCAUAGUUUAUAUUUGGCAUCAUCCAGUUGCUUUGGGCUUCAGCUCCCAUUGGCUCUAGAUGGCAAGGCCAGUAGCAGGGGACUGUAGGACAUGUAAUCCUAAACAUUGAAAGGCCCCCAAGUUGUGACCUCUAGCUUGUUUGAUAAGACACGAGCCUUCUAUUGCAUAAAGAGUGUCUGUUAUAAACACUGAAGCAGAUCUCAGAUUGACUUGUCUGCUAGUGGAGUUCUCGUUUUCCUAAUAUUUAAUCAGAGACCAACUGAAAACGUGUGUGUGAAAAAGCUUUGAGUUUGUGAUGCAAGAAAAAUAAAUGGGAGCAGUCCUCUCCCAUCACUCAUUUUUUUGCCAGCCAUCUCAUCUCCUGGGUCUCUGGGGCAUUUCUUGUUGGCCAACCAAGAACAUUGGUUGACCAGAUGGAGUUGCUUUCCUCUCGGCAAGCUACUUAACACACUAAGGGCUCAAAUUGUAUGGUGCUGAGCACUCUAGGCAGACCUAGCAAAGCCUUAAGCAGGUGCUUAACUGGAAGCACUUAAAAUUGCCCCAUUAAAAGUCAAGGACCGGGUCAAUCACAACAUUGUGGUGCUAUAAGGAAAGCUAGGAGACAGACAUUAGGUGGCCCCCAUGAUCUCAGACUACGAAAACUGAACAGAGUCUCAUUGCUAUUAACAGUGUCUUUUUAGAGGUAAUUUUCCCCCCAUGUAUCCUAAGUUUUACUUUGGAGUAAAUAUCUCUGAGUAUAAUGCCAUUUAUUUCAGAGUAAGCAUGCAAAUGAUUGGUCAACAAAACGUUUCGAUCCGAACUGGCGUGAACUUGAAGUGGGCUGUUCUGAAUAUUCUGGGAAUAUUUUGAAUUCAAAAUGCUCAAAAACAGCCCAGUUUUAUGCUCGAGACAGCUGCUCCACACUGGAGGCAGGCCAUUUUAACCUGGGGUUAUUUUGAAUUUGAAAUGAUUUGAAUUGAUACUUUUGUGCACCCCUAAUCUAUGUAAUUGAGCUGCAGAUUCUGUGGGUUGUUUCUAAAUACCCCCCUCCCCCAGCUUUUAGUUUAAAAAGAAGGCAGAAUCAUU
Python bivittatus (Burmese python) is the source of this 12846-nucleotide messenger RNA. It is a transcript of the gene HIVEP3, whose product is annotated as HIVEP zinc finger 3. Gene Ontology annotation, biological process: regulation of transcription by RNA polymerase II. Gene Ontology annotation, cellular component: nucleus. The record is from RefSeq and is a predicted model, not a curated record. Gene Ontology annotation, molecular function: zinc ion binding; RNA polymerase II cis-regulatory region sequence-specific DNA binding; DNA-binding transcription factor activity, RNA polymerase II-specific. Lineage: Eukaryota; Metazoa; Chordata; Lepidosauria; Squamata; Pythonidae.